CCGUGUCUGAUUCUGAGGUGAAAGAACGCACCUGAACCAACAGGAUGGACCUGGUUCUGGACGUGGCGGACCGGUUCUUCUUCACGCCGUACGUGUACCCGGCGUCAUGGCCCGAGGACGAGCCGCUGAGGCAGAUCAUCGGCCUGCUCAUCGUGACCAACCUGGGCGCCGCCGUGCUCUACCUGGGCCUGGGUGUCCUCAGCUACUUCCUCGUAUUCGACCACAACCUCAUGAAGCACCCACAGUUCCUACCGAACCAGGUUCGGCGUGAGAUUAAGUAUGCGAUGACAUCUCUGCCCUGGAUAAGCCUUCCGACUGUGGCGUUGUUCUUUGCAGAAGUCCGGGGAUACAGCAAACUUUAUGACAACGUUCACGACUCACCCUUGGGUUGGUCGGGGCUGAUCUUCAGCAUGAUCUCUUUUCUCUUCUUCACUGACGGGUGCAUCUACUGGAUCCACCGCUUCCUCCAUCACAGACUCAUCUAUAAGCACUUCCAUAAGCCGCACCACGUGUGGAAGAUCCCGUCUCCGUUCGCCAGCCACGCGUUCCACCCGGUGGACGGCUUCCUGCAGGGCCUGCCCUACCACAUCUACCCCUUCCUGUUCCCCCUGCACAAGGUGCUCUACCUGGGCCUGUACGUCUUCGUCAACAUCUGGACCAUCUCCAUCCACGACGGAGACUACCGCCUGCCCGGCGCCCUGCAGCCCGUGGUCAACGGCGCCGCCCACCACACGGACCACCACCUCUUCUUCGAGUACAACUACGGCCAGUACUUCACGCUGUGGGACCGCAUCGGCCGCUCGUACCGCCACCCGUCGGCGCUGGAGGGCAAGGGCCCGAUGGACUGCGUCCGCAGGAUGAUGGAGGGCGGGCGGGGGAGCGAGGAGCGUGGCACGUGCAGAGGAGGAGGGGGAGGAGCCAAGGACAAGGGGGCGUAGAGCAGAGGGCUGUGUCACGUCGCCACGGAGAGAAAGUGGAAUUGAUCGUGGUGUCCAAUAUUCUAACAUGUGAUUUAAUGCUCUGUGUUAAACCACAUACACCAUGGACACAGGUCAACAGAAACACAGAAUCACUUUAUAGUCUCAUUCAUUACCCAGCCCCAGGAGAAGUUUAGACACACACACACACACACACACACACACACACACACACACACACACACACACACACACACACACACUGUGGAGAGGUGUAGGAAGAGGAAAGCACGUAGGGACACUGCAACAGAGAAUGUCUCUGUGAUGGGGAACUGAUAAGCUGUCAGAUGAAAGUUAAACUAGUUGAAGGAGUUAAGUUUUCUUUUGAAAGUUGAUUUCAAAACAUCCUGAACUUUAAAUUGUCACUUCUGUUCCCCCUUGACCAAUCAGUUUUUAAUUACUGUGUAAUUGAUUCAGUCAGUCAGUUAAAGGUCCCAUAACCAAUUUUAGACACCCACACGGUAUGACAGGCUUGUGCUGAGACCAGCUGCGAUCCUGUAAGGCUGUAAUGAUGUUUGUUCCCUUGGUGAUGAUGACAAAUCUUCUGUUGCCUUCUUGGUGCAACAUGACCAAGCUGAGUGUGUUUAAGGAUGCAUGGUAUAUCAGGUGCCUCUUCACAUGCGUGCACACACACACAAACACACACACACACACACACACACACAAACACACACCAGCUUGCAUGAGGACACCAAGGGUAUCAGGUAUUCAGAACCGGUGGAGGGUGUAGAACUUUAACAGGUUUGGGGAACUUUACAAUCUACCCUGGAAGCAGGGGGAGUGGGAGGGCAAAUAUUUGGACUUUGUGUUGUGUCCACACACACAUGCACACACUGACACACACACACACACCCACACACACACAUGCACACACACGAGUUGAUUUUCCUAGAUUUUGCGAUGCACUGAGUGCUGUUGCCAAAUGUGAUGCCAUAAGGACUGGACUUCCGUCUUUGUGUUUGUGAUGUUUCUCCUAAUAGUCGGGAUACGUAUAAAGCCAGCAUAAACAUUUCAGUUAAACAGGGUGGUUAAAUAUCAGACCGGGAUAAACAUUACAGUGUUCCGGUACACAAAGGAAAGAAAGGGAAUUGCGAGUGGAAAUGAUUUGUUGACGGUUUUUAUGUUUUAUUUUUUUCAGGUGUGAACUUUUAUUAUCGAUUAAAAUGAUGCUCAAUUGCCAAGCCACUUCUUUCAUUUUCAGUUGGCUAUGAGGACCAGGUUGGAAGAGUGAUGUUUUAGAAUGUCAGAUUAUGUUGCUUUUAAUCUUUUAGAGAUUCAGAGAUUAACGGUCAUGUGAGUUUGGCUCCAGUCCAGACUAACAGAGCGGUUGUUUUCAUUUCUCCCUGUGCUGUUGGGAACGUCAGGCAUGGAGAAAAACAUACUUUUAAAUAAAGUCAAGAAAAACUA
Messenger RNA from Sardina pilchardus (European sardine), 2384 nucleotides. RefSeq names its product sterol-C5-desaturase (gene sc5d). Lineage: Eukaryota; Metazoa; Chordata; Actinopteri; Clupeiformes; Clupeidae. The coding region runs from base 45 to 938 and encodes 297 amino acids. Gene Ontology annotation, cellular component: membrane. The transcript is spliced from 5 exons. The record is from RefSeq and is a predicted model, not a curated record. Gene Ontology annotation, molecular function: iron ion binding; C-5 sterol desaturase activity.